AAUUUCCCUCUUCACCACUCUCAUUAUCAUUUUCACUCGCCAAUACAUUCAAAUUCAACCACCUCAAUGUCUCGAAAAAUUUGCAACCAAUGCCAUUUUCGUGAAAUCAUCCUUUUUCUUUCUGUAUAUAAAAUUUAUUCCCAGUCAAAUACUUGGGUUCCACUCGGCUAGGAUUUGCCUUUAUAACCCGAUUAACGAAGUCAUUACUCUCCACAAAAGAAGACACUGCAUUUGUACAGGGAUUCCCCAAAAUUGGUCGUGGGCAGUGGAAAAAACGCAGUCCUUUGGGGUCUCUUAAAGAACACGAUCCAGGUCUCAUAUUCAACAGAAUGCCACGGAAACCAGCACGUCACCGACUAUUAAGAUGUCCUCCGCUCACAUUUUCUCCAUUUGGUCGUUCCAUGGCUGUAGUUGCAUCUAUUAAUAAGGGCAGGCACAAGGUUCCAAGCUCCAUGUUACGAACAAAAGACACACCCAGCUCUUCCGGUAAUGGGUAUCAUCAUGUUGAAGAUAAGAACGAACAGUCUGACUCUUCUGAUGGUGAAGGGUUUGAGGGAGUUGUUCAAGCAGAUUUUGCCUUCUUUGAUCCAAAACCUGGGGACUUCCAUGGAGUGAAGGUCCUGUUACAGACAUACCUUGGUAAUAAACAGUGGGAUCUCAGCGGCUUUGUAGACUUGAUACUGGGACAACCAACAGUGGGGACUGUUGUGAAGAUAGAGAAUGAUGAAGAUGAUGCAGUAUAUUCUGUUAUUACUGCUCUUAAUCUGGGAAGAUACCAGGAUAGUAAGUGUAUGAUUGAGCUCAAGGGUUACCUCCUUAAAGUGUGCCAGGAGAAGGAUGUUUUGGCUAAAUUGAGGUCGUUUAUGGGAGAAUAUGCCCGGGAUGUUGGUCUAGUGGUUUCUCAACGUGUUGUAAAUCUUCCUCCCCAGCUAUUGCCACCGCUUUAUGAUGCUCUCUUUGAUGAAGUCUCAUGGGCAACAGAAGAUGAGCCGACAAAGGAGCUUCAGAAUUCUUUUCGCAUCAAAUUUUACCUAAUUAUUAGUAAAAUAUACAAGCAUAAGAGUGUAGACCAGAUUAAAGGCCCAAGUCAAAGUGAAGAUGAUGCUAUUAUAUACAUCAAACCAGAAGAUGAAAUUUUUUACAAGCUUAGCUCGUGGUCCUUCAGUUUUCCCUUCCCUGCACAGCAGGUUACAACAAAUGAGCUUAAAAAUUACCAGUUGACGGGUUUAGUGAUGGCUGUUGAAGCAAGGAAAGUUUCUGCAUUCAGAAAACAGUUGCACUUGUUGAUAGACGAAGAAUGAUAUAACAAGAGGUUUCAAAAGGCAUGCCAGUCAUCUCAUCAUUUCCAGUGUGCUUUUUAGCUAAAAAUAUUCACAUCAUUUCACUUCAUUUUUGCAACUUCUAGGGUACUAGCUUUUGUGUUGUAUCUAAUUCAUUGUUGAAGUGGGCAGAAAUGGAGCCACAAGAUUGAGGUCACUAUCACUCUCUAAUCUAAACUGCAGCUCUACAAGGAUAACCUCAUCCAACACCUCCAUGAUCUCCAUAUUUCAUUCAGUACAAUCGAUAUCUUGUUGUUCACUGCUUACUCCAAUGUUAAUUUGAUUUAAUUACAGAAAACAAAUUGUUAGUCCUGAUUGAUUUUGUUCACUGGCUUUGAGCUAGAAUUUUUGAAAUAUAUUAUUAUUCA
Molecule: messenger RNA, 1687 nt
Organism: Olea europaea var. sylvestris
Lineage: Eukaryota; Viridiplantae; Streptophyta; Magnoliopsida; Lamiales; Oleaceae
Product: protein BCCIP homolog
Exons: 9
Coding region: 330-1301 (323 amino acids)
Cellular component (GO): nucleus
Source: RefSeq, a predicted model, not a curated record